AUGUUGAGCCCAGAACUCCCGCAAGGGCAAGGGCUUCGGCCCAGCCAGAGCAACAUGAGCUUGGACUCGUCGGAUACUUGGACACCACAGAGCUGGCAAAAGCGUCAGGCGAUUGCGCAGGAUAUUGAAUACAAAGACCCCUUGGCACUCGAAGAAGUCUUGAACACCGUCGCCUCCUUACCGCCCCUGGUCAGUACGGUCAAGAUUGAACUUGGCCGGCAACACUUUGCGGCAGCCGCUCGGGGAGAAGCCUUUAUCCUCCAGGGUGGCGACUGUGCAGAAAACUUCCAGGAUGUGAGGCCACUGGUCGUGAAGAAGAAGGUGCGGCUGCUUCAUGAACAGUCUCGGCUGAUCAGGGACGCCUUGGGCCUGCCCGUUGUCACGGUGGGAAGAAUCGCCGGCCAGUACGCCAAACCGCGAUCCUGUCCGUUCGAAACCCUGGCCGAUGGUUCCCGUGUUUACAGCUUCCGGGGCGAAAACAUCAACGGGUUCCAUUCGGAGGAGCGCACGCCCGAUCCCAACCGACUACUGCAGGCAUAUUUCCACUCUCGGGCGACAUUGGACCUUAUGAGAGCAUGCCCGUCACUACCAACCCCCCCGUCAUGCGAUCCCGUCGUUUCGCCCGAAAAGGACCUAUUCCCCACUGAUACCCUGCAAGAGCUUGGGCAAGGGGCCAUCUUCACAUCGCACGAAGCCCUCCACUUACCGUAUGAGAGCGCCGUGACCCAUGGCCGCUACAACACGUCUGCAACCUUCCUUUGGAUCGGCGAGCGGACACGCCAGCAGAAUGGACAGCACAUUGAAUACAUCCGGGGGAUCCGCAAUCCUAUCGGAAUCAAAGUGGGACCGACCAUGCGCCCAGAGGAACUGGUUGACCUACUGGAUCUUAUACUACGCCAUCAAAACGGGCAGGAUACCCAGGAUGGUCGAGUGACCCUCAUCACUCGGCUAGGAGCCGAUCAGGUUGAGACGUUGCUCCCUCCGCUUAUCCAAGCGGUCCGAAAAGCAGGCCACAGACCCGUCUGGAUGUGCGAUCCCUGCCACGGCAAUACCAAAACCACGCCGUCGGGGAUCAAGACACGCUGUGUCGAAACCGUUGUCCGAGAGGUCAUCCAGACCUUUGAAGUUCACCGAGCCAAUGGAUCGUUUAUGGGUGGUCUCCAUCUCGAGCAGACGGGCGAAUUCGUCAUAGAGUGCGUGGACGCCUGGGAUACUUAUUGCGAGCUAGAUUUGACGACCAGCUAUCGAAGCCUUUGUGACCCGCGUCUGUCGUACGUCCAAGCCUUGACGGUGGUUCGGUCUUUCCUGGAUCAUGUCCGUCGUUCUACACAGAAACUAAUGAUCUGUAACGGCGCCUGA
This is a messenger RNA of Aspergillus tanneri, 1359 nucleotides long. RefSeq names its product class II DAHP synthetase family protein. Lineage: Eukaryota; Fungi; Ascomycota; Eurotiomycetes; Eurotiales; Aspergillaceae. The transcript has a single exon. The record is from RefSeq and is a predicted model, not a curated record. Gene Ontology annotation, biological process: aromatic amino acid biosynthetic process. The coding region runs from base 1 to 1359 and encodes 452 amino acids. Gene Ontology annotation, molecular function: 3-deoxy-7-phosphoheptulonate synthase activity.